Papaver somniferum (opium poppy) is the source of this 904-nucleotide messenger RNA. RefSeq lists its product as uncharacterized. The transcript is spliced from 4 exons. Bases 178 to 645 code for a protein of 155 amino acids. Lineage: Eukaryota; Viridiplantae; Streptophyta; Magnoliopsida; Ranunculales; Papaveraceae. The record is from RefSeq and is a predicted model, not a curated record.
UAGUACUUCCAUUCCUUGUUCUAUCUCCAUCUUACAAAAAUUCCAUUUCUUGUUCUAUCUCCAUCCUCAAUUUCUCAAAGCAUUUCUCUCACCUUAAACUCAAGACUCUGUUGUAAGUAAGCUUCUGAAAGCCCUCAUCUUGAACAGCUUCUACUACUUUGGGAACUUGUAGAAGAUAUGGAGAGGAGGCAAUUGAUCUGUAUUGGAGUAUGUUUUCUAGGGCUCUUAGCUGCUGCACUAGGUUUCGCUGCAGAAUCUAAGAGGAUCAAGAGAUCUGAUAUUGAGUUUUACUCUUCUGGCGAAUGUACAUACCCCAAAAGCCCAGCUUUCGCCCUCGGGUUGACUGCAUUUUUGCUUCUUGUAGUUGCUCAUGCAAUUAUUAAUGCUUCAGCUGGCUGUAUUUGUUGUAACAACAGUGCUUGGAUGUCACUCUUCGCUGUGCUUUCCUGGUCGAUGUUUGCUUUAGCAUCUAUUCUGUUACUUGUGGGAUCGGUUCUGAAUAACCGACAUACUAUGGAUGACCCCAUUAACUUCUGUUACGGAGUUCGUGAGCCUUGGAUAUUUGUAAACGGUGCAUUAUUGGGUCUUCUCAGUGUUACCUUUGGGAUCUUUUAUUUUAUCACCCAUCUUCAACCAACGGCAUGAGCCAAAUGGGGACCCCUGUCAUGGAAGUAUUGCGAUGACCCAACCUCAAGUCCCAGCUCAAAUAACUCUACAACCGGUAUAAGUUCCUGAAGAUACGUAUAGUCGGCGGCAACUCGUGUAGCAAUACCUUUGGCAUUCAGUAGCUAGAAACUCUUUUUAUUAUGUCUAUAUAUAUAAGAUCGACAUUUGAACUCAAUGCGGUGCACAGGACAUGUUAUAAAUAGUACCCAAAAAGAAUGGCACUGUCUUCUAUUUUUCU